Messenger RNA from Diorhabda carinulata, 1989 nucleotides. RefSeq lists its product as uncharacterized. The transcript is spliced from 3 exons. The record is from RefSeq and is a predicted model, not a curated record. Bases 4 to 1932 code for a protein of 642 amino acids. NCBI's taxonomy places the organism in Eukaryota, Metazoa, Arthropoda, Insecta, Coleoptera, Chrysomelidae.
AAAAUGUAUAAAUAUAUACGAAUUAAUUUAGUGAAACAUGUUCAGUACUUUUCUAAAAUGAAGAACACAACCAUGCGACUUUUUACUGUGGCAUUAAUACUUUGUUGUUGCUUGAAUUUUGUAAUAUCCAAACCAAAUCAUGAAGAAAGCGAACAUAACCAUUUGAAAGAAAAGUCCCAUCAACAUCAUAAUGAAAGAGCUCAUCAGAAGGUGAGGGCUCACCAUGAGAAUCAUGAGGGAAGAGCACAUCAGGUACAUCAAAAUGAAAAAGCUCAUCAAGUAAGAGCUCAUAAUGGAAAUCAUCUUGACAGGAAUCACCAUGAAAGUAAUAAACAUUUAGUUGAGCGCAAAGGACAUCAGCAAAGGUCCCAUUUACAUUAUAGGGAUCAACAGAACCAACAAUGCUCUUGGGUUUGUAAUGGAGACCAAAACGGUCUGUUUGACUCCAACAUACAAGUGCAAUACAAAACUUCAUCGGCUUUAUUUGGAAUAUUUAAUAAAGCGUCCAAAGAGGCGUUAAUCUUUGCUUACGAUGCAAAUAUAACCGCUUUACUUGAUGGUAAAACAGGAUCGUCUUUUAUCCUCGAUAUCUACAAGGAUCAACUGAUCAGUUUACCAUUCAUCCCGGGGAUUUCGUGGAACGCUAAUGACACAAGUUUCCAGGAUUAUUUCCAAAAUAUAUCUAUACCUAAUUAUUUACAAGCAGCAGAAGAAAAAGGCCAAAAGUUCGAUAUAGAUAAAGUACCAGAGAGUAUUGCUAACUCAAUUGAAGAAGACUUGAAAUCUCUAGGUUUACCGAUUCCUUUCAACCAAGCUCUACCUAUGUUCACGGUUUUCUUAACGUCUUUAAGAAACGGUUUAGCGUUAUUGUACAUGGGCAACGGAGCUUUCGAUAUUCAAAACGACGUUAGAUGGUUCAUCAAAAUAAAUCUGUUCUUAAAUGAUUUAUUAAAAGAUGAAGGUUUCGACUUAUCGAACAUCACCUUGGAUCCUAAGAAUAUAUUUAGCGGAUCUUCUGGAAUACAAGUUGUGGCAAAUCUGUUUUCUCAAUUAGCCAGACGCAUCAAUUUUUCGUCUUUCUUCAAUAGUUUCAUCAAUUCAAGGGAAAAAUUUUUACAUUUAUUGGAAGAUCUAAGUUCGGGAUCUAAUGACGGUCUCGAUGGAUUGAUGACAAUUUUUGUACAUGUUAUGAGAGCUUCGUCGAUGGAGGAAUCUCCAACGGCAGUGAUAAGAUCAAUUUUAUCGUAUAAUUCCACUGGAUCGGAAGAAGCUAGUAUGAGUCAAGUUAUAGAUCAAUUUUUAGAGAUAAUGAGGGUUCAAAGUCAUUUGUUCCCGAUGAGCGAAGGCGCCGAUUUGUUUAUAAAAUUCUUAGAAGCUGCCAACCAUAAUAAUUUAGUUAUGAACAACAUACAUAUCUUCGAUUUAUUCAAAUUAUUUUUUUCUCCGAAUCCAAUGGAUAGAUUUAAUACUAUUAUACAAGUUUUUUCAAGUUUUAUGCCGCAACGUGGCAUUCCAGCUUUCUUUGGUUUCGUAAGAGAAAUUAUGAGCGAUGGAUCUAACUCAACCGUACUAAAUCAACUACUUCCUGGUGUCAAUAUAUCUCAGUUUACCGGUAACGGUAGCAUGUUACAAAAUAUAUUCGGCGGAAGAAAUUUAACCCAAUUACUAUCUGAUGGUAAUAUAACGUCAGUCUUGUCUCAAAUUCCUAUUUUCGGGGAUAUAUAUCGACGAAUAUCCUCAGCUUUUGGAGGACAAGGCAUAGAACAGUUUAUAGAUCCAUUCCAUUUCGGAUCUUUUUUUACUAAUGGAUUGAACAAUUUUCUACCUGGAAUUGAACAAUUUUUUAGUUCGUUUACAAAUUCUUCGCAAGGUGGGGGUUUUGAAGAUAUGCUGAAUACGUUUCAAAGUGAAGCGAAUAAUGUAUUUGGUUAAUAUGAAUGUGGGCAUGUAAAUUUUUUCUGUUAAAUAUAAGGAUUAUCAAUUGAAUAA